Messenger RNA from Porites lobata, 8894 nucleotides. The record is from the annotation of a GenBank genome assembly. Lineage: Eukaryota; Metazoa; Cnidaria; Anthozoa; Scleractinia; Poritidae.
AUGUCGGGAAAGGAGGUUUACGAACUGUCCAUUCGACCAAUCACUUGUUUUGCCUUCAAUAAGGACUGCAGUCGUAAGUUUUGUCUUCGGACAUUUUUACUUCCGUUUAUACGUUCAGUUCAUGACGAGGAAACGUGAAACUGAUCAGGGGUAAUUUUGGCUCGUCGAUAUAUAUAAUGUAGUACUUAAACUUUAACAGGAACUCAAAUUUUGAUUAUUGUUAUGUUGCGUAUAGUUUGUAAUAUACUUCUUUGAUUUGACAGAAAUUGCCUUUUCUCCAAACGACAACACUGUUCAUAUCCACAAGAAGGCCGGCAACAAAUGGGACAAGGGUUUUGUUUUGACUGAGGUGAGGGCGGUAGUAGAGUAAGCCAGGCAAUUUGGCUUGUCCUAAAGUUAAGAUUUUUAUCCAAAAGCAGUAAUAUGGGGACCUCCCAUUUUUUAUCUUCACCCCACCCCCUCCAGUGUGGCAAAUUGAAGGAAAUUGGGCCUUAGGCGCGGUUCAGAGGCCGAACUUUCCAGGAGCCGAACCAGAUUCGAAUUAAGGUCGACCCAAAAUAUUUAGACCAGCUGAAUUGAUUCAGAUGCCGAUCUUAAUUGCAGUUGAACUAAGCUCAAAUGGCGAAAAAUGUUCAUUAUUUUUGGUCAAACUGCUUACAAAAUAUCUUAUAAUAAUUUAUGCAUUAGGUUCGGUACAGGGAAAGUUUGGCAUCUGAAUCAAAGCUGUUCCAAAGGUGGUCCAAAGGCAGACUUUCUGGCGGGGCUUGGUGAAAAGAAAGCCGUUCCAAAUGGAAACAGGUGUUCCUAAUUGAUUCAGACGCCCAACUUUUCAUGUACUUAUUCCAGUGUAUUAGGUUUGGCUCAUGAAAAGUUCGGCGUCUGAACCGGGCCUUAAGAUUCUUUUUCCAAAGAAGCUGACAAAUUUCGAGCAUUUUGUGGCUGCUGGUAAGGUAUGGAAUAUGUCAUAACCUUUCAGUUGCAUGUAACCUUUAUUAAGUUACCAACCACACCUGGGGGCUGGAGAGGGAAAGGGUGGCUGGAGGAAUAUUAUUUUGUACCUUUGUCAAUAACAUUCUGAGUAGAAAAAAAGGUCAAUCUGUUCCACUUGUGCAGCUGUACAUGCAACCAGUACACGUAAAACCAUUUUGUUUGUUUUUAUACCCUUCAUAAUAAGAAUAUGAAUAUUUCAUAUGCAUAAUACAUUGUUCAGCACCCUUUGUAAUAAGAAUACUAAUAUUUUACAUGCAUUAUACAUUGUUCAGCAUGGUCAGCGUGUCACUGGAAUGGCUUGGGGCCCAAACAGCAAUAGGCUUGUGACUUGUGGAGCAGUAAGUACACAAUGAAGACAGUUCUUUACUGUAAAUGUGGAUAAAAUCUCACAGUCAAGGCAGGUCAAGUGUACCCCCCAAGAUUCUAUUAAUGAAUUGAUUAUUUGAAAAAUGAAUCUGUUAAUUGUUCCCGUAACUUCCAGCAUGCUUCCAGCAUGCUUCCAUCUCAGAUGGAAAAUCUUUAAAUGGAUAAACUUGCUUCAAAGACAUUUACGUCAAUUCAGGGAAACUGAGCUGGUAGAAAUUUCAUAACUGCCUGGCUUGUGAAUUCACAGCUCACGCAUGCAAGAAUGCAGAGAUGAAUCUGAAAUCUACAAACGCCAACCGAUUCAACUUUCGAGUAAUGGAUUUAUUAAUGGAAUCUUGGGGGGUACACUAGUCUUGACCUGGCUUGACUGUAAGAGGUUAAUACUCUUUUUCAAUUGUAAUGUCAGCUGUUAUUUUUGAAAGUCACGGUAGGGAUGUAGCUAAGAGGAAGUUGCUGUUGAAUUUCAUUGGCUGAAAAUAAGUGCACCGCUGGCUCUUAUUGCUGGCUAGACUACUAAAAUGCUUAGCUUAGCUGUGAAGUUUUGUUGUUAUUCAUUAUUAUUUAUUUAUUUAUUUAUUUUUAGCUUCAAUAAUGUUGAAAGGAAGAUAUAAGGAAGUGGUGACUGUUGUGUGAACCUAAUUAGGCUCUUGCCAUGUUGCGCUUAAUAGUGUUCAUAUAUUUGCUUAAUUUUUUCAAAGGACAGAAAUGCUUAUGUUUGGAACUUUCAAGAUGGCCACUGGAAGCCAAUGCUUGUUAUUUUGCGUAUCAAUCGUGCUGCAACCUGUGUUUCUUGGUCACCAAAAGGUGAGAAAAACAAGCGAACAUCAUUCUGAUUAAUCUAGCACAGCAAUACCCAUAAACUUGAACUCAUACCUUACAGUCACCGCUAAUAGCUCAUAAGAAUAUUGUUUUGUCAUUGUCAGGAUAUAUUGAACUUUAGCGCAAACCGUUUUGUGAAAGUGAAACUGUCGCCAGCUCUUGCUUUCAACAAGAGUUCAAAUUCAUGAGGUUUCUCUCCAAUCAAUUCCUACAAAAUGUAGAACUUAUGCAUUCCUUUUCAUUACAUUUUUACUCUUCAGAGGACAAGUUUGCCGUAGGAAGCAGUGCCCGCCUGAUCUCUGUCUGCUACUUUGAAAAGGAAAAUGAUUGGUAAGUGACUGGUUCAAGUGUGAGUUAACUUUCAGCGCUGGUUUUGUAGAGCUUUACAAAAAAUCAUCCUCAUGUUUAUUUUUUGUAGGUGGGUCAGCAAGCAUAUCAAGAAGCCAAUUCGCUCAACUGUGCUAUGGUAAAUUUCUCUUAAAUAUUCUCGGUAUUUUCUGUGUAUACAUGUACAGUCAAGUUAUUUGCCUGGGUGAUGACUUUGGUUCACGUAUGCUGUGCUCUAGAAAAAAAUUGAAUAAAGCCCAGUACACUGAAUCAGUUUAAUCCCGGGAACACAAUGUCUGAUUUUCAUUAGCCUGUGAGCAAGCUCUCCAGUAAUGGCAAGUGAAGCGAGCCACGAGCGAACACCUGACCAAGUGGUGAAGCCGCAAGGGGUGGAGGAAAAGGAGAGCUUGCAACGAUCUCUCAUAAAUUUUUAUUUCUGCUUCACCCAGACAAAGUGAAGUACCAUUGGCUGAAAAGUGACACACUGUUGAUGAAUUUUGAUUGAUAACAUUCCUUGCCAUAAACUUAGAAACACGAUGCUUGUGGAAAUCAAGAUAACAUAAUCCUUUUUCAGAGGAAAAUUAUUGGGCGAGGAAGAAGAGUGCUUUCUCCUUUUGUCUGAUCACUGUGGACUGUGUGUUGUUUUAUUUUAUGGGUCAUUAAUAGGAUCUCAAGCCCAUAUAAACCAGCAAAUCAGAAGGCUGAGAAGUUGCGAGGGAAAUAUAUUACAAUACUAUUUUAAAUCUGACCACGUUUCUUGUGUCUGUGAGUUUCCCCACGACGAAAACAGUUGAUCUCAUAUUCAAAUGGAUACCUUGAAGAUCGGUCUGCUCAUGGAAUGAACAAAAAACUAUUGCAGUGAAAAAUAAAUUUUUUGAAACAGUGGAAAGUAACGAAUGCGAUUUCUAGGAUGAAGUUGAAGUAUAAAUAGAAUGCAGCGGUCAUGAAGUGACACAACUCCACUGAAUUCAAGGGCUAUUGUAGAUUUGACUCAGUUUAUAGAAGGUCCAGACCAAUUAUCUUCUUGUAGUGGUCUUUUCUUAGUAUAAAAUUGUAAUGUUUUGCUCUUUUUGGAGUGCUAGUGUAACUGGCACAUUUGUCCUGAUGAAGGUAACAGAAUUUAAGCAGCUAACACAUUUCUUGUUUCUGGAGACAGUUAUAAUGAUUUGCAGUUUCCUGUGGUUUCCGGGGUGGAAAUGAAAAUUCACAAGAGAUAGUUGCAAGCUACUUUUUCAUUCCCUGUCUCUUGUACUUGCGUCAUCAUGUGCUGCUCUUGUGUGACUUCUUGUCAUUCCUCUAAAUGGAGAGCUUACUGGCAGGCUAGAUUAAAAAAAAAAAAAGCAGUGAGCAACUGGUAAGCUAAAGGGACCUGGACCUGCGGUUGAGUGAAUCUUCAUGUGGAAUGUAAUGGCUAAAACCUGACGUACAGCCCAUUCAAGCGCUGCCACACAUGAGCAGUUAAUUGUCUUACGUCAGGUUUUAUGCAGCUGGCCCUCAUAUGAGGGUCUCUGGGUGUUGCUAGAACACAGCCCUGUUCACAGUGGAAAGUUUGUCUAACAUUGGGUUAAUCAUGUUUCCUGCAGCCUUGACUGGCAUCCUAACAACUUGCUGCUGGCGGCUGGUUCUUCUGAUUUUAAGACCAGGUAGUUUUAGUUUAUUUGUAUUUUGAUGUGUGGCUGAGAUAAAGAGACUUUAACUCCAUUUAAUAGAUAUUAUUAUAAAAUUAAAUGCCCUCCACCAGGGAUGAUACAUUUCAGUACCUAUUUAGCUGGGUUUGCAAAUUUUUCGUGAUUGGUAAAGUCAGUAUGACUUCUGGUUCACAAAUUUGGAGUCAUUUUGGAAUAAUUAUUUUGGAGUCAAACUAACACAAGUAUGAUGGAAAAUGAAGUAGCCACGGUCUCAUUUGAGAGUCCUCUGACCUCAAAAAGCUGAAAUCCACGAUGAUCAUCAUGCGAGUAAUUUCUUGUAAUUUAGCCUCUACUUGUACACACGUGCACUUCACUUUAGGUGGAUUAAAUCAGGUUUACAACGUUUGCAGUAUUUGUUUUAAAAAAGGAAAGAAAAAGCUAUUUUGCAACCAAACAUUUCUGGAGUCGAAGUGACCCCCUCCAUAACCUCAGUGGAGUUGUUGUAGUUAAUUUUUUGUCUCAGGUAAUUUUAUUUUUUAUUUGUUCCAACCUCAUUAGCAUAGAUUACCAUACCCAAAAACAAAAGAAAAGCAAAAAUUACCUGAGAUAAAAAAUUGACUACAGCAGUUGGUGUAAAAUACACCAAAUUUGGCGGAUUUGCAAAACCGUGUAUUAAGAGGGCUAAAGAAUUAUGCUGUAAUAAUAAUGUACAGUGUACUCAUUCUGGUAUUAUUACUUGUACUGGUAUAUUAAAUUCACUUUCAAAGUUGCAAUACAUGACCCCCUGCCUGUAUCAGUUCAUGAAUAAAAUUUGGUGUUUUUGUUUAAGGGACUUUUAUAGAGUACCGAAGUGUGAUGUCAUAGAAAAUGAAAGUUGUGAAAUUAUGGGAUUUGUUAAGAUAUUCUGAAAGAACAAGGUCCAAGACGCCUACUCGCCAAAAAUUAGCAAUUUGGGGCAGAUUGUCUCUGAGAUAUUAACCCAGUUAUGCUCCGAUGACUCCAUACAAAUCCUUCUAAAUCUUACCUGGUUCCUAAUCUUAUGAACCAAGCCAAAUUUAGAGGGAUUUGUAUGAAAUCGUCACAGCAUAACUGGGCUAAUAUCUCGGAGACAAUUUGCCCCGAAUUGCUAAUUUUUGGCGAGUAGGCAUCUUGGAUGUUGUUCUUUCAGAAUAUCUUAACAAAUCCCAUAAUUUCACAAAUUUCAUUUUUAUGACGUCAUCACUUCAGGUACUCUAUUGUAAGAAAGUCUUAGGCUUAAGCUCUACGUAGUCGGUGAGUUGGACAAACAAAUUCUUUUUCUAGAUGAUAGUGGACCAAAAGUUGUUUUCUAAAGGAAUUUAUGAGCUUUCCCCAUGAUUACAUCAUCUACAGAUAUGCGUCUGUAUGCAUGUUUUGCUGUACAGCUAUGUUUCCCAUUCUAUUAUUUUAUCAUUAUGUUAAUUUUCUUUACCCCCACAGAGUGUUCUCUGCAUUCAUCAAGGAAGUUGACGGAAAGACCAACACAGAUACUAUCUGGGGCAAGAAGUCUAGCUUUGGCUCUUGUUUGUCUGAGUUUUCCAAUGGCAGAGGUAUUUUAGAUAAAUAAAUCAAACCACAGCCAUUCUUAUUAUAGUCUUUGGAGGCUUUAUAGAAGGAGUAAUAUGACAAGAUACAGGAAUAAUGAUUAUGUUUUUGAGUAACUGUCUUUUAUCAAGUAGUAGGUAGGCUCAUACAAGAAUAUUGAUUGCUUAGUUCAAGUUAUUGUAGCUAAAAGUAAAAGAAUGUGCACCACUGUAGUUAGCUAGCUGUAGUUCCCAAAAGCUCUUAUGCCAAUUUUUGUCCAGGUUUUCCAUUUUUUUUUUGUCCACUGUUAGAUUUCUUGUGGAUUUUGUGAUUGGAUGGGAUUUUAGACUGAAUGUGCAAAAUAAAUAUUACACCAUCGCUUAAGAUCAAAAGCCAAGGUUAAGUUUUUUUUUAAACAAAAUAAGUGGUUUCCAUCAAUCAUUAUUUUGGUUUUGUGACGCUCAAAGUUAUCAACUUUGAAUUUCAGGAGGCUGGGUUCAUGGAGUAAGUUUUUCAGCAUCAGGAAACAAGCUGGCCUGGGUUGGACAUGACUCCAGUAUAAGUGUUGUGAAUGCUGCUAAUGACAACAAAAUGGCUACCAUCAAAGGAGAUUUCUUGCCUUUUAUGGCUUGUGUAUGGGCCAGCGAAAACAGCAUCAUCACUGCUGGUAAUGGUUGCAUUCCUCUUGUAGAGAACACAACAGACACAUUUAGAAAACUUUAGUCAUAUUUUGCACAACUUUCUGGCCUGUCUUCAGGGUUCUUUACAAACAAGGUGGCCUGUUUGGUGUUUAGUGGUGUAAAAUAAAAUGACAAAUGUCUCAGCAUUUCAAUCAAUGUAGAGAAUGCCAGACUCUGACUCUGAUGGAAUUUUUUAUUCUUUGGUGCUCCCUACUGAUCAAUGGUUUUUAUGAAGAAUUCUAGUAGCAGGUUUAAGGUGUAAUGUUACAAGAGAAAUAUUUUGAAAGGGUCUCCUCGUCUGAAUAAAAAAUAUUCAUAGGCUAUCGAAGGUUAGGUGGAAAAUUCUGCCUAGUAACAGAGAAUUCUCUGACCUCUGAUGCCUGAUGAACACUCUGCGACUCUCUGAAACCAUGGAGCAGGCUUAUAUUUCGCAUGAAUUCCUUAAGAUUUUUGUAGUUUGUAUGGUAUGUACUGUUUACAUUGAAAAUGACUUCAUGGCUUGUUCAUGUCUUGUCAUACUUUUCCCAUGGAACCUUACACUUUUAACCAUUGUUUUGUUUCUUUGUGUAAUUAUUAUACGUCAUAAUUCCAGCCCAAACUCCUCCCCUAAACAGAGGAGGAGGACAGAGGGAGUGGUGGAGAUGGAGCCUUGUCAACGAGUGUCUUAAUUUUUAUUGCUUCAGGCUAUGAUUAUGUCCCAGUAUUGUUCAGUCAUGAUGAUAGUGAUAGUUUGACUAUGGGGCAGAAGCUUGAUGUGCCUAAAAAGAAGGAAUCCACAGGAACAGUCAGUGCCAUGGCCAAGUUCCGUACUCUGGAUAAACAGGCACAGAGUGCUGAUGAUAGUGCUGCUGAUGCGGGUGUUAAGACCACUCACCAGAAUGCCAUCACGUGAGAACAUUUUUUUUCUGUUGCUUUUAGUGAUCAUGAUUGUCCUUCUUCCUCCUCUUCACAGCUUGCAAACAAAGUUGUGUCUGAUAGCCUGGAGCUAGUGGAUUCUUGUGAUUUGGCUUUUGAAUUCUGUUUAGGGCAAGUUAAGUUUUUGUGGAGGGGAAUUUAAAUAAAUUACUGAUUGAAGUACGUCCUGACGACAAAUUUUUUAAUUCCUUAGAAAUCCAAAAGCUGUUUUUAUGCUGAUCUGAGAAAAUGAACAUUAAUUAUUACAACUUAUUAUUACCAUGAAUUAAUAAUAGCGGGUAAUUGAAUAACUAAUGGUGCUAUUGAUUAAUAAAUAUUAAUAUUAAUAAAUCAGUUAUCAAUCCUGCUUUACCAAAAAAAAAUGGGCUUGUACAUGCUAGCUACAGCUUACCCCAAGGACAAGCUGUAGAACUGACUUGCUUUGCACCUUGCUUCCUUGCUUCUUAUAUUGAUUGGUAAUAUAGACCUUAACUUGAACAGUUGCCAGUCGUCUGCCAUAGUCAUAGCCUGAGAACACAAUCCAUGCAACGUGUUGUGAUGCCACUACUGGUUUCCCUGCAAAGUGAUGUCUGAGAAACGAGCGAUGAAAUUCCAAAUUUCCCGUAACUUCCCAGAUCUUGGUAGUGCUUCUGAUUGGUUGAAGCAAAUUUCCCACACGGCGCGACCAGUCAGAAGCACUACGUAGAUCUGGUCUGCUUUUGAAGGAGCUGUGUUAUUCAUUUAUUUUAUUUGCGCUUGGAAAACGGUCUUUUUGUUUCUUUUUAACAUAGCAAACAAGGCAAGUGAAACUAGAUAAUAUUAAUUGUUGUAUUGUGUGAGGAUUUCAUAUUUCCCAUCACGCAGUUGAUACACUUGCGUAUUAAAAUCUUAAUUCGAUGUCCUCUUUUCUUCUCAUAGUCAAGUGCAGAUCUCUGCUGGAUCUAAAUCAGCUGCUACAAAGUUUACGACUUCAGGUGUUGACGGCCGCAUUGUAGUCUGGGAUGUUAAGGUAUAAAAUGCUGUUAAAGGAUCAUGUGUAUUGCUAUUUUUAACUUAAGUAUUUCACGGCUUGUUUCCAGGUCUUCAUGAUCAUCGAAUAGCGAAUAAUCGAAUUAAAUAACCUAUACUGGCAGUCCUUCCGAAUUGUGAUUAUUUUGUUACCACCGAAACAGGUAGACCCCGAAUUCAAGAGCUUUCUGACAGACGACUAAUAGCAUUGCGACGUAAUUGACCAAUCAGGUCAAUAACCAAGUUUCAUACCAUCAAGUGACGUGAUACAACUCACUUUGUCUCUGAAGAUGACUCCCGCACAUGUUGUCGAAACGUCACCGUCAUUGUCAACAACAGUCCUAUUCAGGACCACGUUCACGUGGACGAUCAUACUCAACCCACUCGACGGAUAUAUUUUAUUUCUUUUUAAUGCGAACAACACAUUGUUCAUUGUUUGUUGCAGUCCCUGGAAUCUUCCAUCGCUGGCCUGAAGAUUUCUUAAGCAGUUGAAGAGUUAUCCUUCAAGAAUCCUCCUUACCUCCUUGUCAGGUGGUCUCAGAGAAAAUUCAUUUCAGUAUUUUUAGUUUUUGUCAUUAGUAUGAAAGGUUGUUUUGCAGUGUAUUGGCAAGUGGCAAGUUGAAUAAACCUUGUUUUCUUA